AUGAGCUGUCCAUUUCCACCAGAAACAUCAUCGGUUCCAUCUCCAUCAUCGCCUUAUUGCACUCUGAAGUCUUACAGAUCGAAAAGCUCCACAAAUUCUACAACGGAUACAAGUUAUGAUGAGGAAGUCUUUGUGACGAUAAAAUCAAAAUUCGGCAGUGAGUUCAGACGGGUCUCUCUCAAAGUCAGCGAUCGAACCACUUUCCCGACAUGCUCAGAAUUCACCGAGUUGAUCUUUCUUCUGCAUGGUUUGACCGAGGAGCAACGCAAAACAGUACAUAUUGCCUACACAACUGCCGAUGGAUCAAAUUUGCCUAUUUCGAACGAUGAAAAUCUCCGAAAAGCGGUAUUCGACUCACCGAAAGUAUUACGUCUACUUGUACAAAAUCGAGCCGAGUCUCUGGAGGAACGAUUCGGUUACGGACUCCGAAACUCGGUGAUGCGCAAAAAGCGGCAAAUCUCGAUUAGUAAUCCCCAAGAUUUCAGACGGGUUUCUUCUAUCAUCGACACGGACAUCUUGCCACCAGAAGUGAUCAGAGUGAGACUCUGCAAGUUCCACACCAAUCUUCCGCUUGGAUUCUUCAUUAGAGAUGGUCUGUCAGAACGGCUCACUAAUUGGGGACCCACACCGGUGCCGUCAAUUUUCAUCUCUCGACUGCUCCCUUCCGGUCUUGCCGCAUCCACAAAUCUUCUCCAUGAAGGCGACGAAAUUCUCGAAGUCAAUGGAAUUGAUGUUUACGGUAAAACCUUGGAUCAAGUGACGGACAUCAUGAUUGCGAACGCGACGAAUUUGGUGUUGACCGUUCGCCCGGCACACACUCUUGCACUAAAUACAAUGCCUCGUCUAGCCUAUGCACCUCCACCAUAUCCAUCUCAAUUCUCACCGAUGAGUCUUCCCGAAAAUUUGCCAAUGCCACCAAUUUAUUCACAAGCAUUUGAUUCUUCGCUUCGUUUUACAAAUCGUGGAAGUCCGAUCGGUUUUUGCAAUCCACGGGAAAUCUAUAGAAUGAGUGAUAAGUUCAGUCGAGCCUCGCUGAACACAGCUUCGACGAGUAGCGCGGGCAGCAGUGGCGUGAGAAGUGGUGGAUCAAUGGGUGAAACGAGAGGGAACGACUACUCGAGAUCGUUGAGACCAAAGAAUGCCCCGUUGACAACAAUUCACGAUUUACCGCAUCAUCUCCCUCCAACUCAACAUAUGCCACCACCAAUGCUUGGUCCGCAUCCAAUAGUGCCCGUCCGUCGGAUCCCUCGUCCCUUCUCGAUGCACACCGAUGGUUUUGUGCCUCAGCAUAAACAAGUGCCCAUCGAAGCCUAUCGUUAUUCGACUGUUUUUGAUCGUUUU
Messenger RNA from Mesorhabditis belari, 1341 nucleotides. The record is from the annotation of a GenBank genome assembly. NCBI's taxonomy places the organism in Eukaryota, Metazoa, Nematoda, Chromadorea, Rhabditida, Rhabditidae.